Aphanomyces astaci is the source of this 767-nucleotide messenger RNA. RefSeq lists its product as hypothetical. Bases 15 to 605 code for a protein of 196 amino acids. The transcript has a single exon. NCBI's taxonomy places the organism in Eukaryota, Oomycota, Saprolegniomycetes, Saprolegniales, Verrucalvaceae. The record is from RefSeq and is a predicted model, not a curated record.
AACAGAUAUAAAAGAUGUUGCCGACGACAUCCAAGCGCAUGUCGGCGGCGCACAAGCACCUGCUGGCGAUGAAGAUGGAGGGAGAGACAGUAUUGUCCCCGUCCAUGUCGUCUGAGUGGCGGAGCAAGUACCUCGAGAAGCUUCGCAUCAAUCCACACGUGACUAAUGAGGUUCCUCGCGACGGGCGCGCCGACACCGACCCGUCGAACCGCCUCAGCGCACCGAUCAUGAUCCCAACGAAGUCCCGAAGCACGUCGUUGGAAGACCUGACGUAUAGCAGUCCGCACCGGCAUACGUCGUGGGAAUGUGCGUACAGUCCGCCAAGUGAGCGACCAUCAACCAUUGCGCGGUCGCCUGAGUGGGACAUUGACCUCGACAUUGGGCUCUUUCCCAUGGGAUCACCAGACUCGACGAGCAACAACAACAACGACAACGACGAAAACAUGGACGAAGAUGAUCGAGACGUGCACCCGCAUCAUUCGGGGACGAGCGGAAGGCGGUGGCGGGGGUUUAUUCCUCCACAUCAACUGAUCCAGCGCGACUGUUUCUCUCUCGGCGUGCAGCAUCACUUCCGCAAACGACCCACCGGUGCGGCCGUCAUUUAGAUGCAUCCUCUCGUUCCUAUUUAACAUGGUGUCAAGAUGGGGUCCACAUACGUUCUCUACAAGAAUGCCACCUCCCACACUCCAUUCUACUACGCAGUACUACCGGUAGUACUCACAGUCAAGAGCCACAGUAACGUUACUGUUAUCAUGUUAUUACUGUGC